AUGGAGAAUCACCAGGCGGUUAAUCAUCCGCCAGCUCCACCGGCCUCCUUGACUGACGACCAAGAUGUCCUUGCCAACAUAGAUGGCCGCAUGCACGGCCCCAUGAGCGGAUUUAUCAAAAAAUACUUUGGCAACUUUCAAUAUGUCCACCAAGAUGCUUUCUUGGAAAUUAAGGCAGCCGGAAGACUUAGUGGCCGCUGUGCCGUUCCAUCAGCUGCCCCAUCACCCGACAAUUUCUUGCAAUGGUUUUCCGACUACAUGUCGCGGGAGCUCGACGGCGCUCGAGGCUCGUGGCAUGUAUCUAGCGGCGAUGCAGCACCCGAGCACGAGAUUGACGGCGACGGUGCACGUCUCCUCUUGACCAUGCCUACUUCGCCGGCCUUCAGCGCACAGACAAGAUGGGAAAAUGUUCAGGUUAUUGGCCAGUUUUACCACCGUGGUUGCGUUUGUUAUCAGGAUGGACUAUUGCGUCUCUGUCGGUCUGCACACCACGUCUUCGCCAGUCAGCCUACACGGCUCUUCUUACACGGCUUCUACAUACACGGUUCACUGAUCGAACUUUGGGUCUUUGAUCGGUCUGGCUCAUACUGUAGCGACCUAUUCGAUAUUCACAAAGAUUUCAUCCAGUUUCUCUCUAUUUUCCUCAGCUAUCAGCGGAUGACGGACCAGGAUCUGGGAAAGACUAACAUCAUUGAGACGGAUAACGGCGGCAAGUACAUCAUCCUUGAUAGUAUGGAGAUGCCUUCUUUGGGAAAGAUUUAUCUCGAAAGCCAGCCAAUUGCGUCUCGUGGAGGUCUUGUUGGCACCGGGACAACUUGCUACCGGGCUAGACUUCCUGAUUCGGAUCAAUGGAAUUACGUCUUGAAAUUCAAAUGGCGUUGGGCCAGGGAGCGCCCGGAGGACGAGCUUCUCAAACUAGCCAAGAAGAAAUGCGUCUGGGGUGCCCUCUCCCUUGAGUAUUACAAAGAAAUUGAAAGUACGGCAAAUCUGCGCCGAGGUCUCCGGUGGGGGACACACAGGAAAUUCGCCAGGCUGCACUCUCCCAAGAAAAAUGGAAAUAUCGAAGGGCAACGACAGGAAGUUACUUGCAAUAGGGACGGACUUGUCGAACAUACAGAAGAAACCGACAACUUCUUUCAAAAUCGUGUCCUUGCCUGCAUCGUUACUUCCCCUGUCGGCAGACCUCUGCACACUUUUCAGUCUGUCUUGGAGUUGAUUCAAGUGUUUCGUGAUGCUAUCAAGUGUCACCGAUCACUCUAUUAUGACGCCAGGAUUCUCCACCAAGAUGUAUCCCCAGGAAACAUGAUCAUUCUGGAUGGCCAAGAUGAUGGAAAGCCUCGAGGGAUUCUGAUAGAUCUCGAUUCCGCAAUGGAGCUCGCCGAAGGAGUAGGAACUGAGCUUGAUAUUACCGGCACCAGACCCUUCAUGGCAAUUGGCGUUCUAAAGAGUGAACCUCACACUUAUCGUCACGACCUAGAGUCCUUCCUUUACGUCUUUCUCUGGACAAUCAUAACGAACCACACGGAGAACCCCCCAGAGACGAGCAAGCUCCGACAAUGGAGUAAUGGCGACUGGGACGAAUUGGCAGUACGCAAGUCACUCGACAUGAGUCAAGAUGGCUUUCAGACUAUUUUGGGGGAGUUCCCUCCCGGAUUACACUCCCUCAAGCCGCUCGCCGAAAACAUACGUCAAGUUCUAUUUCCCCUACGGGCUGGGGCAAUUUGGACAGGUACCGAUGGCUCGCCGGAAGCCGUAGACAAGCUCUACGAUGGAAUUAUCUGCGCGUUCGAAGAGGCCAUUAUUUCUGAGGCCGUAAAAUACAUGUAA
Messenger RNA from Diaporthe amygdali, 1827 nucleotides. RefSeq lists its product as uncharacterized. The transcript has a single exon. NCBI's taxonomy places the organism in Eukaryota, Fungi, Ascomycota, Sordariomycetes, Diaporthales, Diaporthaceae. The record is from RefSeq and is a predicted model, not a curated record. The coding region runs from base 1 to 1827 and encodes 608 amino acids.